UCGUCCUCCUCCGGUGUGUGUGGACUCACUCAUCAGUUCUGCAGAAACACAGAAUGCCUGGGAAAAUAAAUUCUGACUACAUGCUGACGCUGAACAACGAGAAUAUGAAAGCUGACUUGGAAGCGCCUCUGCCCGCUGCACACGACGAUUUUGCGAUCCGAUGUCGAGAUGUGUGCCGGUCUUACGGAAAGCUGAAGGUCCUCAGUAGCCUGAACCUGACCGUACCGCAGGGACACAUUUAUGGCCUUUUGGGGCCCAGUGGAUGUGGAAAGACAACUCUUCUAAAAUGCAUCGUGGGAACGCUGAAGAUCUCACGAGGCCACAUCACUGUGUUGGGGAAGCCACCUGCAUUUCCUGGUCACGAAGUACCAGGGAAAAUGGUUGGAUACAUGCCACAGGAGCUAGCACUGUACAACGAGUUCACCAUCAGCGACACCUUGACUUUUUUCGGUCGAAUCCACGGCCUGACAUCGAAGGAAACCCAAGCGCGCAUGGACUUCCUGAUUGAUUUCCUUCAUCUACCUCAAAAGCAGAGCCUGGUCCGAAAUCUCAGUGGAGGACAGCGGAGGAGAGUGUCUCUCGGAGCUGCUUUGCUGCAGAAUCCAGAGCUGCUCAUCCUGGACGAACCGACGGUCGGAGUGGACCCUGUGCUCAGGUCCAAGAUCUGGCAGCACCUGGUGGAGAUUGUGAAGACGGGAAAAGUCUCCGUCAUCAUCACCACUCACUAUAUAGAAGAGGCCAGGCAAGCCCAUGUGGUUGGUCUGAUGCGAAACGGCCAUUUACUGGCUGAAGGACCUCCUGAUGCAGUCAUGAAGCAGCACAGUGCAACAACCCUGGAGCAUGCCUUCCUGCAGCUGUGUCAGUCAUCAGACCAGAACGUUGUUAAACGAGGAUCCAGUCCUCAGGGUGGACCCCUGGAGAAAAGCCAAUCAUUCGAGAGUGGGCGGGACGAGAGUCAACCCAUUCUUGCAAUCGAACCACCACCCGCAGAAGAACUUCCUAAAUGUUCAGCGAACUGGAAGGCACGAGCCAGACAUGUGCUGCCGAGAGGGAGAAACAUCGCUGCUCUGAUCAUUAAGACCAUGGUGCGGAUGAAGAGAAUGCCGGGCUCGUUGUGUUUUCAGUUCCUGCUGCCCGUCAUCCAGAUUUCUCUGAUCUGCUUGUGCGUGGGAGGAGAGCCGAAGGGGAUCCAGGUGGCUGUGGUGAACAAUGACACUUCCACCUCCUCUUUCAGCAGCUCCAUGCUGUCCUUCCUGGACAACUCCAGCAUCUAUCAGGUCCCAUUGUCUCAUCACGAGGCUUUUGAGGGAGUCUAUAAUGGAAAGUACUGGGGCGUCAUUGGCUUUGGAAAGAACUUCACCAGUUUUCUGACCAAACGGAUUCUGCAGCGGCAGGUUUCAAAGGAGGUGAUCGAAGGAGGAUCAGUUCACGUCUGGCUGGACCAGACAAAUCGACAAAUUGGUCUGAUGCUACAGAAGCAAAUUCACCAGGCUUUUGAGGCUUUUGUGGAUCAUAAAAUGGGCAGCAUGUCAUACAUGGCCGAUCUGCCAAUAAAGUUUGAAGAGCCAAUCUAUGGAAGUAUGAACACAGACUUCACCACCUUUGUGACACCAGGAGCUGUGCUCAGCAUCUCCUUUUACCUGGCUGUUGGUCUGACGGCACUCUCCUUUGUCCUGGAGAGGAAGGAGGGGCUUCUGGACCGGUGCUGGGUCGCAGGUGUGAGCUCCAUGGAGACUAUGCUGGCUCACCUCUUCUCUCAGCUGCUUGUCAUCAGCGUUCAAAUCGUCCUGAUGCUGCUCUUCAUCCUUCUCGUCUUUAAGGGGAGACGGAUAGAGUCUGAGCACAGCAAGGAGUUCACCAGGACAAACAUUCCUGCACAGUUAGAGACUUUAUCACCUUGA
Molecule: messenger RNA, 1901 nt
Organism: Nematolebias whitei (Rio pearlfish)
Lineage: Eukaryota; Metazoa; Chordata; Actinopteri; Cyprinodontiformes; Rivulidae
Gene: abch1
Product: ATP-binding cassette, sub-family H, member 1
Exons: 19
Coding region: 54-1901 (615 amino acids)
Cellular component (GO): membrane
Molecular function (GO): ABC-type transporter activity; ATP hydrolysis activity; ATP binding
Source: RefSeq, a predicted model, not a curated record